Ananas comosus (pineapple) is the source of this 1167-nucleotide messenger RNA. RefSeq names its product prosaposin-like. The coding region runs from base 214 to 900 and encodes 228 amino acids. Gene Ontology annotation, cellular component: lysosome. NCBI's taxonomy places the organism in Eukaryota, Viridiplantae, Streptophyta, Magnoliopsida, Poales, Bromeliaceae. Gene Ontology annotation, biological process: sphingolipid metabolic process. The transcript is spliced from 7 exons. The record is from RefSeq and is a predicted model, not a curated record.
AUAAUAAUUGUUGAAGGUUCUCCCUACUCUACUUCUUAUCAGAGGGAGUCAAACUCCCUCUCCAUUGAUUAGAGAGAGAGAGAGAGAGGAGACACCACGAUACACUCCAUUCCCUUUUUUUCCUCGAUCUAAUCCAGAAUUUAGGUUAUUGGAGAACAACUGUUGCGAAUAGGUGGUGCUGAUCUCAACCCCUGCUUGUUAGAAGCAACAAAUAUGGUGGGAUUGCGAGUCCGGUUGUUUCUGCUACUUACGCUUGUUAUUAGCUUUACCAUCACAGAUGCAAGAAAUGUGGCGACUGAGGAAAAUAUCGGUGAUACCAGUAUAGCAAUUGAAAGCAAGACAUCUACAUCAAAUGUGCAGAAAAAACAAUUCUGCCAAUUAUGCGAGGAGUUAGCAGCUGAAGCAUUAUUCUACAUCGGCGAAAAUGAGACACAGGCUGAGAUCGUCGGCGUCCUCCAUCAAGCCUGCUCCAAACUCCGUUCUUUGAAACAACAGUGUAUUACGUUGGUGGACUAUUAUGCACCUCUUUUGUUCCUGGAGAUUACUACAAUAAGCCCCGAACAGUUCUGCGAAAAGGUGAAUCUCUGUAAGGACACGGCACUAAUUCGCCUUCCAAAACUCGGUGAUGUUUGCACACUUUGCCAUCAGGUUGUUGACGAAAUUCUUGCCAAGUUAGAAGAUUCCGACACACAGCUUGAUGUUAUCGAGAUGCUCCUGAAAGCAUGCACCAAAGUGGAAACUUAUGUGCAACAGUGCAAGAAAUUGGUCUUCGAAUACGGCCCUCUGAUCCUGGCAGACCUUGACAAAUUUCUCGAGACGAAGGAUAUUUGUACCUCCAUCCAUGCAUGCAAAGCCAGCAAAGGAUUUAUGGUCGGAGCAGAAGCUCGUUAUUCGGCCUGAUUCUUUAUAAGCAAACAGGUUAAUCUGUGAUUCGAUGUGUAGAAUAUCGGAAAAAGAAGCUAUGAUGUUGUAUUAUGCCCUGUAUUCAUAACCUGUAUAUUUCUCAUUGAACUAUGGGUCAUGUAGAUCUUGAAAUUUGUGCUUUUAUAAUUCGUUCAAGCUCACGAAAUUGUUAGUUUAUUGAGCUGUAAAUAAUUCUUAUUCGAUACAUUAAAUAUGUUCAAUGUGAUGCUUCAGCUUCAAAUGGUGCUAUUUACAGUUUGGUAA